AAGCACUUUCCUGAAAGCCUCCAUUUUGCUCCCAGCUCAUUUCGCCUGCGCUCGAGGACGGCCUCGACAAGAAGCAGCAUCUCGUCGGCAAACGUACCAGACUCUGCGACCACGUAUUCCCACUCAACCCUGGCCAGCCCCAUCAGCACCAGCUACGCCAGCGAUCUCAGCGACAUCUACUGCGGCCAUCCCAUCGAUGCUUCACGCCCAGCCAGCCGAGUGUAUCAUCGACACCAGUCUUCUACAGGAUCCUUUUGUUCAACCCAUGUCAAUGACGACGAUGACGGCUAUUCCUUUGCAGGAUAUCCAGACCUCAGCGCUAAGCUAGGGGAGAUUCACGUCGCCACUCCUGUUACUCCCGUUCCCGUGAGCGAGGAGGAAGAAAGUGUGACUCCCAGCGACUCACAUGAAUGGCCGCAGCUUGAAACCUCAACCAUUGAAACUUCCUUCUCCUCUAAGUGGGAUACAGCAUCGUCUAUAUCAGACGACGUUUCAUCUCAGGACACAGAAGCCAUUCUUGAUUAUACCCUUCAAUUAGUUUUUGGGGUAGAUCUUCAAGAGGAGUCGUCCAAGGUGACACCAGCAGUGCGAAAUCUCGUGGGCAAGUUUAUCGGCGAUGUUGGGAAUUGCUUCUGGGCCACACCAUCCGACGCUGAUAUGACGCAAGUCAUGUCGACAUCAAGCAGCUCCUCAACCCCUUCUCAAGGUGGCAGUGGGGCCGGCGACUCGCAAUCCGGAGGCAAGAGAAAGAAGCAGGGCCGAGGAGACGAGGAUGAUGGCGACUUUAGUGAGGGCGAGGGCCUGGGAUACAAUCCUUCCAAGAAGCUACGGCCAAAUCCAAAGGACGAAGAGAAUCUGCGUCUGAGCUGUCCUUAUAGAAAGAGGAACCCGUCGCGAUUUAAUGUCAGGGAUCAUCACAGCUGUGCCAUGACAUACUUUCCCAAGUUUGCUGAGCUGAGACAACACAUUGUCAAACAACACAAGAGAGACGACCCGUCCGCAUUCGUCUGUGACAGAUGCAACCGCGACUUCCACACCCGGAAAGAGCUUCGCGAUCACCAGCGUCUGCCAAAGGAGAUGAUGUGCGACAUCAUGGAUCACGAUCCAGAGUCGGGAGUAGAUGGAACAACAUCGGUCAAGCUCCUAUCCCGUAAAAGAGCCAGCGGCGCCUCCCCCGAAGCCCAGUGGAAAGAAAUCUGGAACAUUUUGUUUCCAGAUGAUGAAGACCACCAGAUCCAUCAAUACCACUUCACUCCCGUCAUCGAGCACUUUGAGCUCUCCAAUUGCUACAUGUCGUCGUUUGAAAUCUUACACUCUUCUCUCCGCGACAAGAUUUCGAAUCCGGCAACGCUGGAGACGUUGACGACCAAGUUCCAGCAAUGCUUUAUGGAGGCCGUAGAGCGAUGUAUCGGUGCUGCACAGAGUAUGCCCUACACUAAUCGCAGCAACAAGAGAAACGAGCCAUCUCGGGCACAAAGCUUCCAAAGUCUUAUACCACGAAAGGGAAGAGAGAUCCUUCCCCGGCCCGACUCUGGGGUUGUAAUGAUGGAUGAGUGUUCCGACGAAAGCGGCAGCAUCAGGAACUCUGCUCUCGGACCCCGAGACAGCGUGCGAACCAUUAAGGAUGAUUUGCACAGGAGGGGAAGCAACUUGGCUCCCGAUCCCUCGGUCGUGCCUACGCCUGCAGCAGUGAGCAUAUUAGGCCACAACUUCUCAGGCGACAUGUCAUUUAUGCCAACCAUGGGUGUCAGCGGCCCGAUGGAUUCUGUUGCUGUUCAAUCUUGGAACAACAACGUCUCGGAUCCUAAUGACGGAGACAUUGGCAACAGCUUUCCAAUGCCUGACCAUUUCUAUGCUCCGGGAGAGCUCACACCCCAUGGGGACUUGGGAGGCUGGGACGAAGGAUAUUAUCAAUCUACGUUUCAGGGGCUAGGAGAUCGAUUUCACGGCUUUGGAGGG
Molecule: messenger RNA, 1959 nt
Organism: Trichoderma virens Gv29-8
Lineage: Eukaryota; Fungi; Ascomycota; Sordariomycetes; Hypocreales; Hypocreaceae
Exons: 4
Source: RefSeq, a predicted model, not a curated record